Molecule: messenger RNA, 1605 nt
Organism: Sebastes umbrosus (honeycomb rockfish)
Lineage: Eukaryota; Metazoa; Chordata; Actinopteri; Perciformes; Sebastidae
Gene: six3b
Product: SIX homeobox 3b
Exons: 2
Coding region: 207-1010 (267 amino acids)
Biological process (GO): eye development; regulation of transcription by RNA polymerase II
Cellular component (GO): transcription regulator complex; nucleus
Molecular function (GO): DNA-binding transcription factor activity, RNA polymerase II-specific; RNA polymerase II cis-regulatory region sequence-specific DNA binding
Source: RefSeq, a predicted model, not a curated record
UUCCUAUGUGUCCAGCUUGUGCGUAAAAGGAGGGAGAUUAAUCCUCUGUGUUUGAUUGACAGCGCUGCCAUGACAACCCAGCAUCAGCACCAGAUUGUCCAAUGAGGAGUCAGAUUCAGAGUCCCUCCCUGACUCCCAGGUGAAGCUAAAGAGUCAGACUUUCAGCACAUUUUCUGUCAGACUCUGGUUCCACUCUGUUAAUCCAGAUGGUGUUCAGAUCUCCUCUCGACUUUUUCUCAUCAUCCCGGAUCCUCUUGGAUGGGACCCCUCAUCUGGACCCUCCUCCAUCCUCAUCCUCCUCCAUGGCUCUCCCGGGGAUGUGUUUCUCCGCGGCGCAGAUCGCCAGCGUGUGCGAGACUCUGGAGGAGACCGGAGACGUGGAGCGUCUGGCCCGGUUCCUCUGGUCGCUCCCGGUGACCGCAGACGGCCGUGACUCCAUCUCUAAUCACGAGUCCGUGCAGCGAGCUCGCGCCGUGGUCGCCUUCCACACCGGGAACUUCCGCGAGCUCUACCGCAUCCUGGAGACGCAUCGCUUUACGCGCGCCUCGCACGGUAAGCUGCAGGCCAUGUGGCUGGAGGCGCACUACCGGGAGGCGGAGAAGCUCCGGGGGAGACCGCUGGGACCGGUGGACAAGUACCGGGUGAGGAAGAAGUUCCCGUUACCGAGGACCAUCUGGGACGGAGAGCAGAAGACGCACUGCUUCAAGGAGCGGACCCGGGGUCUGCUCAGAGAGUUCUACCUGCAGGACCCGUACCCGAACCCGGGCAAGAAGAGGGAGCUGGCCAACCGGACCGGACUCACACCGACUCAGGUCGGGAACUGGUUCAAGAACCGGAGACAGAGAGACCGAGCGGCUGCAGCCAAGAACAGGUUGCAUCACCAUCGGAUGUGUCCAGACGGUGCGCGGUCACUUAGCGGAGGAGAGUGCAGUCCAGACGAAAGCGGCGAGCGCGCAGAUGGAGAAACUCUUCUCUCAGUAACGGACAGUGACUCUGACUUGGAUGUUUGAGACUUAAAAUGGACUUUUGGUGGGGCCUGUGAUGGUCCAUCGUGGAUUACCAGAGAGAGAAAGAGGAUGAUCAUCAGGGUUUGGGUUGCAAUAAAUGUUCAGGGCAUAAAAACAGCUUCAUCCUAAAUGUUACCCACCACACAGAUGAUGUUACACGUUACAUGAAGAUUUUGUUCUUUUGUUUCCUGAGAAUAUAUGAUUUGUUUUUGUCUAUGCUGCUGUUUUUUUGAUCACCACACCCACAUUUUUUGUAUUUUUAUCACUGGAUGGUGACAGUGCACAUCUGCUGACAUCUUAUGAUUAAACAGACAUGAAGCUGGGGACUCCUGUUGGACUUAAGGGGAGGACCCUUUACAGACUGAAACCUGCCAGUGAGCUAAUCACUCUUAUUUUCUCUUAAUUAUGUGUCAUUAUUAUUUUUCUCUAGAAGACCCCUGGAUGUCCUCUGCUGUAGACAAUCAAUACGCACUGAAGCCUCCUCUCUGGCUGCUUGUAUGUUUUUUUGUUUCUUUUACCUUCAACUUUAUUUAAAGUUCACAGAGUUCACUGUGCAGUCUGUGUGUCGUACUUCAUGUUCAAUUUGAUGCUGAGUAAA